This is a messenger RNA of Anas platyrhynchos (mallard), 1684 nucleotides long. The record is from RefSeq and is a predicted model, not a curated record. NCBI's taxonomy places the organism in Eukaryota, Metazoa, Chordata, Aves, Anseriformes, Anatidae.
AGGAGGUGGGAAGGGGGGAGUGGGAGGCUGAUGGGGAGGGAUGCAGCCCAUCGGCAGGCGAGCUGCAGGGUGGGCAGCCGGAGGGGCGGCUUCCAGGGAGGUUAUAAAGGCAGGAGAGGGUCUCUGAGCGAAGCGGGGGGAGUGAAGGUACCUACCACCUCCGUGCGGCCCCGGUACGAAGCCCCGAGGAUUUUGCAGCCCCGACGGCAGAAGGAGCCCAGCAGAAGCGAGGAGUGCUGCCGGCCAUGCCCCGGGGAGCUGGGCGCAGAGAGAGUUAAGGAUGGUGCCCAGCCUGCGUCCUGCCCUCCUCCUCCUCCUCUUCCUCCUACAGGCUUUUCUCCUCUGGGAUAGCCCAGUGGCAGCCUCCAUCCAAGAGCAGUACUGCGAGAGCCUGCCGCCCGCCACCAACCACACAGGGCCCCAGUGCAACGCCUCCGUAGACCUGAUUGGCACGUGCUGGCCCCGGAGCGCAGUGGGACAGCUGGUGGCUCGUCCUUGCCCCGAAUAUUUCUACGGUGUGCGGUACAACACCACAAACAAUGGCUACAGGGAGUGCCUCGCUAACGGGAGCUGGGCUGCACGGGUUAACUACUCCCAGUGCCAGGAGAUCCUCAGUGAGGAGAAGAAAAGCAAGCUGCACUAUCACGUCGCUGUCAUCAUCAACUACCUGGGACACUGCGUCUCCCUCGGGGCCCUCCUUGUGGCCUUCGUCCUCUUCAUGCGCCUGCGGAGCAUUCGGUGCCUGAGGAACAUCAUCCACUGGAACCUGAUCACAGCCUUCAUCCUACGCAACGCCACGUGGUUCGUGGUGCAGUUCACGAUGAACCCAGAGGUGCAAGAAAGCAACGGGGCGUGGUGCCGCGUGGUCACUGCCGCCUACAAUUACUUCCACGUCACCAACUUCUUCUGGAUGUUCGGCGAGGGCUGCUACCUGCACACGGCUAUUGUGCUCACCUACUCCACCGACAAGCUCCGCAAGUGGAUGUUCAUCUGCAUCGGCUGGUGUAUUCCUUUUCCCAUCAUCGUCGCCUGGGCCAUCGGGAAGCUGUACUACGACGACGAGAAGUGCUGGUUUGGGAAGCGAGCAGGAGUUUACACUGAUUAUAUCUACCAAGGUCCCAUGAUCCUGGUGCUUCUGAUCAACUUCAUCUUUCUGUUCAACAUCGUCCGGAUUCUCAUGACGAAGCUCCGAGCCUCAACCACAUCAGAGACAAUCCAGUACAGAAAAGCUGUCAAAGCCACACUGGUGCUGCUGCCCUUGCUGGGAAUCACCUACAUGCUGUUCUUCGUCAACCCGGGGGAGGAUGAGAUCUCCAGGAUUGUCUUUAUCUACUUCAACUCCUUCCUGGAGUCCUUCCAGGGUUUCUUCGUCUCCGUCUUCUACUGCUUCCUGAACAGCGAGGUGCGAUCGGCGGUGCGGAAGCGGUGGCACCGAUGGCAGGACAAGCACUCCAUCCGCGCCCGUGUGGCUCGUGCCAUGUCCAUCCCCACCUCCCCGACCCGUGUCAGCUUCCACAGCAUCAAGCAGUCCACGGCCGUCUGAUGAGCGGGGAGCCAGCUGCCCAAGGCGACGGCAUCCCCGUGUCCCCCCCUGCGUGGGUUCCCCGGCACGACGUGGGAGCAGGGUGCACAAACUCACUGCAGCUGUGGGAAACCCUACGGAAGCUCCUGUCCUGCUUGCCAG